Messenger RNA from Syngnathus acus (greater pipefish), 2470 nucleotides. RefSeq names its product chromobox protein homolog 2-like. Gene Ontology annotation, cellular component: PRC1 complex; heterochromatin. The transcript has 5 exons. Gene Ontology annotation, biological process: negative regulation of transcription by RNA polymerase II. NCBI's taxonomy places the organism in Eukaryota, Metazoa, Chordata, Actinopteri, Syngnathiformes, Syngnathidae. The record is from RefSeq and is a predicted model, not a curated record. Bases 357 to 1871 code for a protein of 504 amino acids.
CUCCCGAAUCCCCCCUGUUUGGAUUUGAUUUCAAUCAUUUAUUCCAAGCCACAAUAGGGCUCUUCCAAUUGUUUUUCACUUGUUCCUUCAUUAUUUGUGACCAUUUCUGCAAUCGGAUAUUCUCUUCCCUUGUGUGUGCUAAUAUAGGAGUUAUUAUCAUCCUAUGACAAGAUAAUAGUAACGAAUGCCACGUACAAUGCAUGGGCUUGUACUAAAAUGACGCAUUUGUAAAUGCUAACUUGAGUAUUUGUACAAAACGCUGUUGAAGCGCUGACGUGAAGCAGUACCAAGCGCCUACGGGGGCCGUGCGUGCCCAAGAAAGCGUCUGCUUCCCGGCCGUCCUGCUGGUGCGAGCAAUGGAGGGGGUCACAGUGGGCCAGGUAUUUGAUGCCGAAUGCAUCCUAAGCAAGCGGCCGAGAAAGGGCAAGUUCGAGUAUCUUGUCAAGUGGAGAGGGUGGUCGUCCAAGCACAACAGUUGGGAGCCAGAGGAGAAUAUUUUGGACCCGAGGUUACUGGCAGCUUUUCACAAAAGGGAACAAGAGCGAGACCUUUUGUUCCAGAAGAAAGGAAAGAGGCCAAGAGGACGACCACGCAAGUUUCCGCUUCCCGUUCCUCCCGCCGCCAAAGACAACCGCUCGUCCUCAUCGUCCUUCUCCGGCGCGUCUUCGUCGGCGUCCGAGGAAGAUGAGGAAGCGGAGCGCCGGAAGGCCGAGGGGGCGGCGAUGCCGGCCAGCCCCCGGCCGCACCCCGCCCCCCAGAAGAGGCCUCCCGUCCUGGCGGCCAAAGCCGAGCCGCAUCGCAGCAAGCGCGGGCGGAAGGCGCUUCACGCCGACCUGGGCGCUUUGAGGCGCGCCAAAAGCAGGACGCCGCCCUUGCCCUUGUCCCCGAGCCGCCACCAGCUGCUGCCGGGCUUCCUGCGCAAGUAUGGAAAGUACGGAACGGCAUUUGCAAACGCAGCGCAAACGCAACGCAGCUCUCGACAUACCUUUCCAAAGCCCGCCUCGUGCUUUCCCAGAGCGGAGCCCCGGCCGGGGAUAAAGAAGCCGCUGCAGCCGGCCAGCUUCACCUACACCGGACUCGGCCGGACCGCCAGAGACCACCACGCUGCUGCCCAGAGCUCGCUUUUCUCCCAGGUGUCGGCGACAUCCAAAGGGGGCUGCCUUUGGAGCCGACCCGCGCCCGCCUCCUCGCUGCCGCCGCAUAGGAAGACGUCGCACGGCGAGCUCAAAUGCGCCGCGUCGGGCCGGGGCUACGGCCCCAAAGGGACGCCGCCCUCUCCGAGAGCCGUCUUCGGGGGCGGCCAGGAGGCCGCGCAGCGCCUCGCGCCGCCUCCGAGGAGACAGGACGGCCACCAACACAAGCGAGCGCCGCCCUCGCAGCGGCUCAGCCUGCGGGCGCCCGACCCGCAGAGUGUCGCCAGGACGCCGCUCGCCGGCCAUCAGGGCAACAGCGGCGCGGCGGUGCGCACCAGCUCGCGGAGCGGCAGCCUGGUGGUCAUCAGAGACGCUUGCGUGACACCCAAAGGGCGGCGUCCGGGCUCGCCCGCAGGCGGCGCCGCUGAGAAGGACGGUGGCGGGCGGCGGCGGGACCAGCGUGCGUCCGCCGGCCGCAACCUAGACGAACUCAGCGCCGGCGACUCGGACGACAGCAGCGGCGGCGAGUGGGAGCGGGACGGCGCCUCGUCGUAUCCCGACGACGGGCGGCCCAGCCUGGGCGACGCCGCCACCGAGUCGGACGCCGAGACGGACUGGCGGCCCGCGCGGGACCUUCUGGAACACGUGUUUGUCACCGACGUCACAGCCAAUUUUAUCACCGUCACCGUCAAGGAGUCGCCCACCAGCGUGGGCUUCUUCAACCCGCGCAACCACUAGCCGCCGCUUUGGCUCCAACGCUGGAGACUCGGUCGUCGGCCGUGAUGCCAAAUCUUCCAGCGCCGGCCGACACUUUGAAAGUGGCCAGUGCCUCAGGUUCCCGUUCGCGACGUUACAAAAAGCAAACUUGUGUUCUGGACACUUUGUUUGUGUGUGUGUGUGUGUGGACCAAAGGUGCUCUGAAUGUUAUUUAAUUGUGUCCUGACCUGAGUGGUGUUACUCACGUCUUUGAUUGCUCCUCUAAUUUGACAUACAAAUGAUCCAUCCACUUCUUACUUACCACUUUUCAUGAUACAUCAUUCAUUUGGAAACGUGCUCAAAUAUGGCGCUUCUGGGAAACAACCACAGACAGGUAAAGAAUGAUCAAAUCAUAGUACUUAACUUUCAAAAUGAAUUCUAUUGGACAUGAGCACAAUGAGAACAAAAAAUCAGGAAAUCAUCCAAGACAUUGCAUACAGCAUAGGUGUCAAACUCAAGGCCCGCCUGCCCGCCCGACACAUCAUUUUGUGUGACCCGCCAAGACAAAUUUUGUAUCAACUUGGUGUCAUUACUAAAAUUACAAAUUGUCUUCACUUUUGUUACCAUUCAUCUUUUGAAAC